AUGCUCCACUCCACGCUGUUUUUAAUGCCCCACCACGCGCGCGUUCCUUCCAUGCCACAAUUCACCCACCACACCCCACGCCCAUCUCACCUCGCACCCCUAGCAGGCAAGCCAGCGGCGCCAAAGAAGAAGGCGAGUGCGUCGCGGCGCAGCACCUUCGACUUCAUCCUCAAGCAGUCCAAGCCGCUGCGCAAGGACCAGCACCCGCCAGCCCCCGCGCCACUACCGCUAGCGACGGGCAUGCAGCAUGCGCGGCACGAGGCGAGGCUGAGGGGCGUGCUGGGGGCGCUCUUCUGGGAGGCCAGCUCACGGGCCAUCACCAACCAGAGCACCCCCUCCCCCUCCCCCGCCGCCCUCCCCCUCGCCUCCCACCCCACGCCCUCGCCCUCCUCCCUCCCCCCCACGCCCUCUUCCGCUGCCCCAAAUCUGCCCGCCGCCUCCCUCUCCUCAUUCCCUGCCACCGCUGCUGCUGCCCAUUCUGGUGUGGCCUCUCAGCCGUCGUCUCUGUCACACAGUGCCGCGCCACUUGCCCCGCCCUCCUCCUCCUCCCUGGACCCCCUCUCGCUGCAUAAGUUCUCCGAGCUUCCAGGCUCGGGCUUGGGGCUGCCAGGUUUCCAGACCUUGCAGGGAGGCUCGGGAGCAACUGGUUUGGCAGGAGGGGGAGGGGGAGGGGGGAACAGUGGGAGCGGGAGGAUGAGGGGAAUGGCAGGGGGAGGCAUGGGUGGGGGUUCUGGGGGAGGAGGGGAAGGGGAAGGGGGUGCGGGGGGAGCAGCAGUUGCGGGUAUGGGCGGGAUGGGCGGAUACGGGGGUGCGUUCAACACGAGUGGAGGCGGGGUGAACUCAGGAGCGGCAGGAGGCAGGGUGGUGGGUGGGAUGGGGGCAACGGCAGGCGCUGGAGGGAUGGGAGGAGGCAUGGGAGGGAAUAUGGGAAGUCUGGGCAUGGGCAUGGGCAUGGGCAUGGGUAUGAAUAUGGGCAUGGGCGCAGGCACAAGUGGUCGUAUGGAUGCUUCUUUCUCUUCGCCCCCUGCCUCUGCAUCCAAUCCGCUCUCCCAGUUUUCCUCCCCUUCUUCUGCGCUGCCUGCUGCCAUGGCUGCCACUACCACUGCUAUGGGUGCGGGUAUGGGCGCACGCAUGACUUUUGAGUCCACUCAAAAGGGCAUGGCAGGGAGUGCGAGGAGCAGUGCAGGUGGCAGCGAGGGCGAGGCGGCAGGGAAGGCGAUGAAAGGCCUUCCAAGCCCGCGCGGCGGGGGCGAGAAGCAGGGCUUCCUGCGCGAUGGCGGGCAGGGGCAGCAGCAGGCGGUGCACUCGCCUCAGCAGCUGGCUCAGCUGGCGGCGCACCUGCAGUCCCAGCUUGGGGGACAAUCAGGUGGGGGAAAUGGGGGCCCUCAGGGCAGUCAGUUAGGUGGGCAGAAUCAGGCUAGACAGAAGAUGCAGCAGCAGCAAAUGCAGCAGCAGCAGCAGUUGAAGCAGCAGCAGCAGCAGCAAAUGCAGCAGCAGCAGCAGCAUUUGCAGAGGCAGCAGGGCAUGCGGCAAGGCCAGGUGCAAGGGCAGCAGCAGCAGAUGCAGCAAAUGCAGGGGCUUUCCUCCCCUCCUCACAGCAGCCCGCCAGCACCGAUGAAUCAAAGGCACAUGUUCCAGCCGCCUCACCAGCAGCCGCACCAGCUGCAGCAACAGCAAGGGGGAGGAGGAAGGGCGAUGGGGGGAGCAGGCGGGGCGGGGGGGCACAUGCAGGCGCCUGGGGAGAUGCUUGUGCAGCAGCAACGGCAGCAGCUGGCAGGAUCCAUGGGGCAGGAGGGGAGGGGGAUGGACCGAGGCACAGGGCAGCAGGGGCAGGGGCAGGGGCAGGGAGUUGCAGGAAUGGGGGGAAUGGGAGGGAUGGGUAUGGGUAUGGGUAGCAUGGGAGGAAUGGGAGGGAUGGGGGGCAUGGGGGCGAUGGGGGGUGUGUUGCAGGGAAUGGGAGCAGGCAAUGCUGGUGCAGGGAGGGCGGGCUCCUUCCAAGGCAUGGAUGAGCCCUUCCCUGCUGACCACCCUCCGGAGCGCAUGGGCAUGCAACAGCAUGGCUCCUUCCAUGCCUCCUCCCACAUGCCCUCUGCUGCUGCUUCCGGUCAAGGCAUGGGCAUGGGCAUGGGCAUGGGAGGAGCAGCGGGCAUGGGCAUGGGAGGAGCAGCGGGUAUGGGCAUGGGGGGAGGGUCGUCGCUGCUGGCGGGGAUUCCCAACUCAUCCCUCGUGUCGUCCUUUGGGGGCAUGGGAGGGGCAGGGGGAGGGAUGAGGGGCAUGGAGGGCAUGGGAGCGAUGGGGGGAGCGGGAGGGGGUUUGGGGGGCGGUGAUGGGGCUGGAGGGGCAGGUGGGCGUGGUCGUGGUGCUGGCGGUGGUGCUGCAGGAAUUGAUGAGGCAGCCAUGUUUGCAGGAGAGGAUGAUUAUGGGGAUUUGCCUUGA
Closterium sp. NIES-65 is the source of this 2436-nucleotide messenger RNA. NCBI's taxonomy places the organism in Eukaryota, Viridiplantae, Streptophyta, Zygnematophyceae, Desmidiales, Closteriaceae. The record is from the annotation of a GenBank genome assembly.